This is a messenger RNA of Triticum turgidum subsp. durum (durum wheat), 879 nucleotides long. The record is from the annotation of a GenBank genome assembly. Lineage: Eukaryota; Viridiplantae; Streptophyta; Magnoliopsida; Poales; Poaceae.
AUGCGCCUGCUGCUCCAGUCCGACGAGGUCGCCGCGCGCGUGCGCGAGCUGCAGCACGACCUCGCCACGCUGCUCGAUAUUCUCCCCGUUGGCGAGCUCGGGCUUGCUGACGACGUGGCCGACCUCCUCACGCUCGCGUCGCGCCAGUGCCGGCGCCCCGCGCCCGAGGCCGCGGCCGAGCAGGAGCUCAAGGCCAGCGUGCUGGCGCUCAUACAGGAGUGCGUCCUCUUCAGCGCUGCCACGCCGCGGCCGCUGGACUCCAAGGUGGACGCUGACGACGAUGACGCCGAGCCUCUGGCGCCGCCGCCGGACUUCCGCUGCCCCAUCUCUCUCGACCUGAUGCGCGACCCCGUUGUGUCCUCCAGUGGCCAGACGUACGACCGCGAGUCCAUUACGCGGUGGUUCGGCGCCGGCAAGUCGACGUGCCCCAAGACCGGCCAGAAUGGCGUCGCCAUGGAAGGCAGCGAGCCUGGCAAGCCCGAGCCGGCGCCACCGGUGGCCGCAAACAAGGCCGCGGUGGAGGCUGCGCGCAUGACCGCGUCGUUUCUGGUGAAGAAGCUCUCGGCCUCGUUCUCCCCUGGUUCGGACAACCGCGUGGUGCACGAGAUCCGUCUGCUCGCCAAGUCCGGCUCCGAGAGCCGCGCGUUCAUCGGAGAGGCCGGCGCCGUGCCGCUCCUCGUGCCGCUGCUCAACUCCGAGGACGCCGCGCUGCAGCUCAACGCCGUGACGGCGCUGCUCAACCUCUCCAUUCUCGAUGCCAACAAGAAGCGCAUCAUGCACACCGACGGCGCGGUGGCGGCCCUCUGCGAACUAGCUAGCGCCUGCGUCCUGUCGACAGGGACGGCCUCUGCGAUCCGACCUCUGAGCGGGAGGUGGUAG